Molecule: messenger RNA, 2040 nt
Organism: Chelmon rostratus (copperband butterflyfish)
Lineage: Eukaryota; Metazoa; Chordata; Actinopteri; Chaetodontiformes; Chaetodontidae
Gene: plekho1a
Product: pleckstrin homology domain containing, family O member 1a
Exons: 10
Coding region: 1-2040 (679 amino acids)
Biological process (GO): regulation of myoblast fusion
Cellular component (GO): ruffle membrane; muscle cell projection membrane
Source: RefSeq, a predicted model, not a curated record
AUGAAGAAAAGCAACCAGAGCAGACGGGGCACUCAGGACUCGUGUCAGCAGGCCGUCCAGCAUCCGGAAAAAGCGGGCUGGAUCAGGAAGUUCUGCGGCCGAGGGAUCUUCAGAGAACUGUGGAGGAACCGGUAUGUGGUUCUGAGAGGAGACCGGCUCUACAUCUCUGACAAAGAGGUGAAAGACGAGCGGAAAGCACAGGAAGUGUUUGACCUGGCUGAUUACGAGCGUUCGGAGGAACUGAGGAAAGCAAAGAGUCGCAGCAAGAAAAACCACAGUCGCUUCACGGUGCUGCGCUGCAGGCAGCCGGGAAACACUGUUCCCAACCUCGUGUUUCUGGCAGUGAGCCCUGAGGAAAAGGAAUCAUGGGUCAACGCCCUCAAUGUGGCCAUCAUCAAAGCCAAGAACCGCGUCUUAGACGAGGUGACCAUCGAAGAGGACAGUGCACUGGUUCAUCCCACCAGAGACCGAGCAAAGAUCCCUCAUGGCCGCCGGCUGCCCACAAGAGGACACCUCAUGGCUGUGGCGUCCACCUCUUCCCACGGCAUGCUGACCCUCGACCUGGUUGCUGAGGAGGAUGGGUUCUCUCCAGACUACGACGGCGCCUCCCAGGAAUCAUGGGAGAACCGCUUUCAAGUUGACCUGCAACGGGGGGGCUCAUGUGGACAGGUGGCAGCCGUCGGAUCUCGGGUGGUCGGAGUUCGUCAGCGCGCCGACACCGACGUGUCAAAGCUGCGGGUGACCUCCAAGGAGCCAAAGGUGAAGACCGGCAGUCUGCCCAGAGGGAGUGAGCGGUCCUGGGGCAAACAGUCCCACCUGGAGACCUCCAAGGUCCAUAAAACUCAGCAGGUCCUUCAGGCUCAGUCUCGAACGCCACAGCCAGGGAAGAGGUUCAGCGUGCAGGGCCGGAGUCGCUGUGCCUCCAUGGAUGAAGUCCUCUCGUCCAGACCGGCGAUGAUUCGCUCUGAGUUGUGCGCCGCUCUGCGUCGUUAUCCAACUGAAGAGGAGGCGGGAGGAGGCGCUUCAGUGCAGCCUGUCGGUCAGCUGCAGAGUCUUAUUGCCCAGAGGAUGCAGAGAGCUCAGGAGCUGCUGGAGGAGAUGAGACUGCAGGAGCUGCAGAAGGCCAAAGCAGACAGAGAACGUGGAGGCAGCUCACUUUACCUGAAGGGCGUCGACUCCCCUCGCCUGCACCACCUCAGAGGAUCGGACUCUCCUCACUCCAGCAGGUCAUCUGGAUCUCCAAGGAGCAGGAGCAGCGACUCCCCUCGCCUCCGGGGCAAAGAGUCCCCUCGUCUGAGAGGGAGAGAGUCUCCUCGAUCUAAAGCCAAGAGGAACCGCACCAAAAGGACGGACUCUCCUCACUCAAGAGGAUCCCAUUCACCCGCUAAAGCAAACGACUCUCCUCGACUGAGGGAUUCGCCUCGUCUGACUGCCGCCGACUCUCCUCGGACAAAGAGCUCUGAAGCCGUGCGUUCACCAAAACUCAAGGAAUCGUCGAGCUCCUCUUGUCCCAACAAGGAGGCCAACUCUCCUGUUCAGAAGUCCCUUGAAUCACCUCCAUUCAACUCCUCUCAGGUUAAAGGAUCUGAUUCACCACAAGGCAGCAAAGCUAAUUCCCCUCUCCUGGGGAGCAGCAAAGAGUCGCCAUGUCUGAGUCAGAAGAACUCCCCGAGCCUUUCUGGAUCCUUCGAGUCCUCGCAGCCCAAAACCCCAGACAAGCACCGCCUGUCUCCACCUACAUCCUCCUCGCCUCACUCCCUGCUGUCGGAAGAGGAUCCGGAGGUGGAGAACAGGCGUGCCGAGGCUGAGCGCCUCCUGGAGGAGGCCGUGUUAUCCUGGAAGGAGGCACAAGAGGUCCUGCAGGAGGUGAAGGAGCUGCAGAGCCAGACGCUGCGGCGGCAGCGCAGGAGGACCUACGAGAAGAUGACACCCACGGCGUCGGUGGCCGCGGCACCCGCUGCGAGCACGACAGCGGACGAGGACGACACACCCACCUCACCGACAUCACCUGAGGAGGACGAGGAGUCUGAGACACCUUGA